Alternaria atra is the source of this 744-nucleotide messenger RNA. RefSeq lists its product as uncharacterized. The coding region runs from base 1 to 744 and encodes 247 amino acids. The transcript is spliced from 2 exons. Lineage: Eukaryota; Fungi; Ascomycota; Dothideomycetes; Pleosporales; Pleosporaceae. The record is from RefSeq and is a predicted model, not a curated record. Gene Ontology annotation, biological process: protein phosphorylation. Gene Ontology annotation, molecular function: ATP binding; protein kinase activity.
AUGGAAGACUCGACGUCGUGGUCAUCGUCGUUGUGGCAUUCAGAGGAGGAUAACGACUUUAGUUUCGGGAUAGAAGAUCCCUUUGCCCUUGCCAAAUCCUUCAGGGCUAGGCGCUAUCCAAGUGACGAGGAUGAGGCUCCUUAUGAAAGUUUCAGUGUCGCAGAAAAUGAUCGGGUCGUCAUCGAAGACUGGUCGCAGACUGGUAAAGGUGCCCGUGUUGACUUUGACGACAGAGCGUCGUUUCUUGGCCAAGGUGCUACAGGAGACGUUCAUGAAAUUACGGUACAGGGAUGGAAGCUCGCGCAUAAGAAGAUAUACUUCACUCGAAGAGUGCGGGAGAAAGAGAAGAAGGAGAUAUUGAUCCUCACGAAGUUGGUUCAUGUUCAUAUCACUCAACUGGUUGGUACAUACACCCAUACGAAGAUACUGGGCGUACUCAUGUAUCCGGUAGCAGUGUGCGACCUGCACACAUUUUUUGAAGACGUUGAGGCAUGGUCAGACCUGGCGCCUAUGGACAGGCCAUCCGAUAUGGGAUUGGAUUCUCUCGAUCCAAUCCACAGGUCACGACUUGAAAGUCUUGGCUACAACUUCCCGACGAAGACGAAACAGCACAAGGCUACCAUAGUUUACUCAAAGAUUGGCUGUUCGGUGUCAGCUGUGGAGUACUUGCACGAUCAAAGAGUCCGUCAUAAAUACCUACCCUUCCAGCCAGUUCAGAAAGUGUCUAAACAUCCUGUAGGGUAG